This is a messenger RNA of Triticum aestivum (bread wheat), 1477 nucleotides long. RefSeq lists its product as uncharacterized. The transcript is spliced from 8 exons. Lineage: Eukaryota; Viridiplantae; Streptophyta; Magnoliopsida; Poales; Poaceae. The record is from RefSeq and is a predicted model, not a curated record. Bases 189 to 1298 code for a protein of 369 amino acids.
UGUCGUUUUUGAAUUUAGGAGCAGGGUGUCGUUCCCCAUUUCCAUUCCGAUAAGGCAGAGGGGAGAGGUCGAGCGGCGGAGGAGAGGAAGGCGAUUCCUUGUGUUCAUGGCGAUUUCGAGCUCAUCCACGGCAGGAUACUGACUUCUUCCUCUUGUUUCUCGUCGUCCGCGGCUGCUCUGCUACCUCAAUGGGAAGACUACGGAAAGCCUGUCCCAAGGAUGUCCCGCUUGUUUCUUUAGUUGAGAGUGCUGAUUCUUUAAAAGAACCUUUCGUGCCUAACGAUUUUGCUGAUGAUAAUGUUAUGUCUUUGGAUUCUUCUGGUGAUGAUGAAGAGCUUGGCAAAGCACUUUACAAUUUCUAUGUGAAAAAUAAAGUCAAGCACCUGAAGAGGAAAUUGUCUUCUGUUAGUAGAAGGAAUGUUAGGCAGAAACGAUCUUCUGAUUUCCCUGUUUGUUCGACGUUCACUCGAUACUCUGGAAAGUUCUUCUCGGGAGUUGUUGAUGGCAUGUGUUCUAGGUACAAGGAUGUUAUUCAGAUGUAUGACAUGGGUUGUCUCCUUAAUUUUGUCCGGAUCGAGGUUCCUCUUAGGCUAGUUAAGUGGCUUGCAUCUAGGUUCGACGUUCCUGCUUCCGAGUUUCAGUUGAAAAGGAAAUUCAUACCCUUAACUAAGUAUGAUAUCCAUGACAUCCUUGACCUCCCAGUAGAUGGUGAGCCACUUGUUUCAGAUCGUGAGGCUGGUCGUGAUUUUAUCCUCUCUCAUUUCAAUCUUACUAGUAUCCCACCAGUGUCCUUUUUUGCCAACAAGCUUAAAUCUGUAGAAGUUGAUUUUCUUAAUGAGGACGUCUUCAUUUGUUUCAUGAUUGUGGCUUUCUUUACUUUCCUUUGUCCCAACUCUAGCCUCAAUCCUAGUCUGAAGUACCUCCACAUCUUUCAGGAUUGUCAGUCUGUGCGUUCCUAUGAUCUUUCUAGUUUUAUUUACGAGUGGCUUUUGAGUGGCAUCAAAAAAUUCAAGGAUGCUACUAAAGUUGCCUCCAAAAGAUCAGUGACCUUCGGUGGAUGCCAUUAUGCAUUUGCCGUAGCUUACCUUGAUCAUUUGAACUUUGGGCUUCAGUCUGUACCUGAUGUGAAACCUCGUAUGCUUGCAUGGAGAGGCAACAAAGUCAAGCAAUUUGCAGAGCUUGACCGAAACAACAGUCGCUCUUUUGGAAAGAGGCCCCUAAAACGUCCAUGUGCUCCAACUAAUUUGCAGGCAGUAAGAGUUUUGAUAUUGGCCCUUCUGAUGGUUCUUUUGCAAUGAAAGUUCAAAGAACUAUUUGCCCUCACUUUGGAUCUCAGACUGCUCUUGAAGUCAUUGAGCUUGUUCAGACUAGAAACCAAGACAAACCUAAGAUAUUCAUUGAUUGGGCAGAGUCUCUUGUUUUAAAUGUUCUGGAAUGUGUGUUGAAUUCAUCUAUGCCCAAAGUGUCUGGAAGCGAG